Molecule: messenger RNA, 973 nt
Organism: Populus euphratica (Euphrates poplar)
Lineage: Eukaryota; Viridiplantae; Streptophyta; Magnoliopsida; Malpighiales; Salicaceae
Product: dof zinc finger protein DOF3.5
Exons: 1
Coding region: 1-870 (289 amino acids)
Biological process (GO): regulation of DNA-templated transcription
Molecular function (GO): DNA binding; DNA-binding transcription factor activity
Source: RefSeq, a predicted model, not a curated record
AUGGAGACAGGAUGGAAGGAACAUGCUGAGAUAUCACCAAGUUGUCCCCGGUGUGGUUCCUCAAAUACUAAAUUUUGUUAUCACAACAACUACAGUUUAGCACAACCGAGAUACUUCUGCAAAGGUUGUAGAAGGUAUUGGACUAAAGGAGGAUCCCUACGAAACGUGCCUGUUGGUGGUGGUUGCAGGAAGAAUAGAAGAGGAAAGUCAAUGAGGCUAUCAACAGAUGUUCACUCUAAGAUUUCAGGUUAUGGAGGCUUGUCUAAUAACUCUAUUAGACAUCCAUUUAGCCAUAAAGGAAUUUCCUCCAUGGAGUCCUCUAGCUCAUCGAUGACUCCUGAUGGUUCUCAUAUUGAUCUCGCACUUGUUUAUGCAAAGUUCUUGAAUCCACAGCAAGAUUCCAAGAGUGGUUUUGAAGUGCCUGAAUUUAGAAGCGAGUUUGAUCCAUAUCUUGAAUUCCCUAACAUUCCGAGCUCGUAUUUGGAAUCAAGUGCUCAAUUACCUGAAGAAAAUGGUCUUGCUGGAUCCCUCACCAUCUCUGACUUUUCGACAGGAGUUACUUUGAGUGACAAUGAUCACUUGAUGUACUACUAUAGUCUAGACUCAGCUCAAAAGCACCAAGAUCACCAAGAUAGGACUCAACAGUGUACAAGUGAUCAUGAAACAAGCAGCUUCCACUUGCUACCAUUGCCAGGACAAGACACAGUCUCUCAAGAGAUGCUUUGGUCAAAUUCUCACAUGAUGGAUAAUCAUAGCCUGGAAAUGUCUCAACAACCAGUUCUUGGACCUGACACUCAAGAUCCUAAUCUAUUGUUUGGUAACUGGAGUCCCUUUGACAUGUCUAGCGAUGAUACUUUCUCAAGGUCUUGAUAAAAUGUGUUACUUCAUUGCCUUUUUCCCUUGCUAUACAUGCAUAUCACUGUAUAGAACCCGGAAUAAUCUACAUAAACAAAUAAGUAUAUGUUACCCGUGU